Mercenaria mercenaria is the source of this 3867-nucleotide messenger RNA. RefSeq lists its product as uncharacterized. The transcript has 4 exons. The record is from RefSeq and is a predicted model, not a curated record. Gene Ontology annotation, molecular function: nucleic acid binding. Bases 1 to 3867 code for a protein of 1288 amino acids. Gene Ontology annotation, biological process: DNA integration. NCBI's taxonomy places the organism in Eukaryota, Metazoa, Mollusca, Bivalvia, Venerida, Veneridae.
AUGGAAGUGUCGGAAGCACACAACCCUACAGCGUUAUUCUUUGCUGGAACCAGACCAAAGCCGAAACAACCCAGCCACAGGCAUAGAAACGAUCAUUACAAGAAAAAUGACAAAAAAGUGUGCCCCUUCUGUAAAGAUGAACAUUCUCCAAACGAAUGCACAAAGGUCACAUCAUACGAGUCACGCAUUGCUAUAGUGAAAAAGGAACAUCUGUGUUUUAACUGUUUACGGAAACAUCAAGUAUCGUCGUGCCGUUCCACAAAUAGAUGUCGUCACUGUCAGCGCAAACAUCAUUCUAGUAUAUGUGAUAAACAUUUCAAGCAAUCUUCAUUAAAUCCCGACGCUGCAAGUUUCACAGUACCAGCUACCUCCGACGUCGUAUCCCAACCCGAUACAGCAACUCUACACUCAACAAUUGAUUCCAGACCGGAUAUACUACUCAAGACAGCUGUUGCCCAGGUAUGUACUUCCAGUGUUUCUAUAGAGACAAACAUUCUUUUUGAUGAGGGAGCUCAGCGUUCCUUUAUUACUGAAGCGUUGGCAGAAAAGUUACAUCUUCCCCAGACCGGAAGUGAGGUAGUACAUUUAGCGUCUUUCGGCGAUACCAGCCAGCGAGUUCGAAACAUGACCAAGGGAACUAUUUCUCUUAUUACAGACGAUAAAGAAAAAAUAGACAUAGAAGUGUUGAUUGUUCCAAAAAUAGCCGUUCCGUUACGCAAUGUGAAUCAGAACAUUUCAUCUUUACCAUAUUUACGCGGUUUGAAACUUGCUCAUCCAGUUACAAAUGACAAAGAAUUUGAGAUAUCGUUGCUGAUUGGUGCAGAUUCAUACUGGAAAAUUGUUCAAGAUAGAGUGUUCCGAGGGAACGGUCCAACUGCGGUACAGUCAAGAAUUGGAUAUCUUCUGUCAGGUCCGCUUCCAGUAUCCACAUACAAGCAACUUCCGGUUUCCGCACAAGGAAGACCCACACAUCACAUGCUUAACGUUCUUACGUCACCAACAGACCCCUCAAAACUACCUUGGAAGGAUGAUCAUGAAACUUUGCCCACUAAUUAUGACAUAACGAGGAAACGUACUGAAAACGUCAUCAAGCGUCUACGUCAAGACCCACAAAUCUUACAGAAAUAUGGAGACAUUAUCAAAGAUCAGGAGACGAGAGGUUUUAUUGAGAAGGUUGAUGAAACUAUUGUACCACAACACCAGAUACACUACAUCCCGCACCACGGAGUUAAGAAAGAUUCUGUUACUACACCGAUACGCAUAGUAUAUGACUGUAGUUGUCGUCAGUCACAUGGUCAGCCCAGUCUUAAUGAUUGUUUAAAAUCGACCCCUCCUGAACUCAAUGACAUUACCCACAUCUUGAUGCGUUUCCGGUUAUACAAAUACGCCGUAUCUUCCGACAUAGAAAAAGCCUUUCUCCAGAUACAAUUAGCAGAAGAAGACAGAGAUGUCACGAGGUUUUUAUGGCUGAGCGAUCCCAAUGAUCCCGACAGUACUUUGAUCACAUACAGGUUUAAGGCAGUUCUUUUCGGCGCAACAUGUUCCCCAUUUAUUCUAAAUUCGACACUCUUGAAACAUCUAGAAAGCCACAGUGAUGUAUGGGUCAGUAACAUUUUGAAACGAGACUUGUAUGUAGAUAACAUCCUUUCAAGUUUUGAAGAUGAGAACCAGACGCUUGCUUACUUCCAGGAUGCGCGCGUUCUGCUGUCGUCUGCUAACUUCAAUCUACGCUCAUGGAAUUCUAACAGCCAACGUCUACGAAACUUAGCCGCAACAAACGAUGUUUUAGACACAGACAAUAUCACAAAGAUACUUGGUAUGCGAUGGAAUGCAGAAACAGAUAUGCUGAUGUUUCAAACAACACAUAUACCAAUCAGAGCCAUUACAACAAAACGUGAAAUUUUACGACAAACGUCAAGAUUGUAUGAUCCGCUAGGUCUGCUUAGUCCGGUUACAGUACGUGCUAAAAUUAUGUUACAACACAUUUGGCAAGAGAAAUUCGACUGGGAUACUCAGUUACCAGCUGACAUACAACAUAGAUGGGAAAACCUUGUGAAUGACUUGAAUACCAUAUCCACAACUAAAUACAGACGAUAUUACUUUGAAAUCCCUGCCGCAGACGAGAAAUCCCAGAAAGGAGCAGACACUUUACCCCUCACCCUACAUGUUUUCGUAGACGCAAGCCAGUCUUCAUAUGGUGCUGCAGCAUACCUCUGCAAGGGACAACAAUCAUCACUUAUCAUGUCAAAGAACCGUGUAGCACCACUUAAUAAAACUUACGUUACCACGACUAGAACUAAUGGCAGCUACACUAAGCAAUAUGCAGAGAACGAAAGUUGGCUGAAUGGACCACCGUGGAUCAACGACCCUUCAAAUUGGCCUACAUGGAGUACGAAUGAAGCUUCAGUACUCGCAACUUUGCACGACACUUCCGGUGCUAAUCCCACGACUAUACCUAUGGAACCAGCGUUUACCUCCGGCAUUCAUCAAGUUAUUGAUAUCAACAGAUUCAGCACAUACCAGACGCUAUUACGUGUAACAGCAUACGUCAUGAGAUUUAUACAUAACUGUAGACAUUCUAGCAGACGACUUGAACCCUUGUCCUACAGUGAACUUACACAUGCAGAGAGAACAUGGCUUUUAAACUGUCAAACCAUUACUUACCAGGAAGAAAUCAUCAACAUGAGAUCCAGUAAAUCACGCUCAGAACUUGUCAAGCAACUAAGAUUAUUCAUCGACAAUGAUGGUGGAGUCCGCUGUGGAAGAGUGUUACAUGCGGGCGUUGAUUCUACUAUCACUUACAUCCGCCAGAAGUUCUGGAUCCCAGCCAUUCGUCAAUGUGUAAAGACGAUCAUUCGAAAAUGUGUCACGUGCAGAAAGGUAACUGGGAAGUCAUAUGCAUCCCCUGAUCCACCUCCCUUACCCAGAUGUAGAGUAGAAGAUACAGUACCGUUCACAGUAACAGGUGUCGACUUCACAGGCGCACUGUACGUCAGAAGUAAGAAUGAAACUGAAGAAAAGGCAUAUAUUUGUUUAUUUACAUGUGCAUCCACACGAGCGGUUCACUUAGAAGUCGUCCGAGAUUUAUCCGAAGAAUCCUUUCUUCAAGCAUUUAGGAGAUUCACCAGCCGGAAAUCUCUACCACACGUCAUGAUCUCCGACAACGCUUCAACAUUCAUGGCUGCUUCUAACCAUAUAAGACGUCUGUUCGAGUCGCGGAAAGUACAAGAUGCCCUUACCAGUCAAGGUACCACGUGGAAGUUCAUACCCAAGCGCGCUCCAUGGUUUGGCGGCUGGUGGGAGAGAUUAAUCGGGCUCACCAAGACAGCACUGAAGAAGACUCUUGGUCGUUCUUACGUUAACUUCGACAUGCUACAGACGGUAGUUACCGAAAUAGAAGCUGUUUUGAAUGACCGGCCACUAACGUACGUCUCUUCCGGUAUGAAUCCAGAACCACUCACACCAGCACAUCUUCUAUAUGGCAGACGCAUUAUAACAUUACCAUAUCACGACCCUAAAGAUGAAACAGUCCCAAGUUCAAUCCUUGGUGGACACCGUAACAUUAAUAAACAAGCCAAGAUCCAGAUAAAACUGAUAAACAACUUCCGGAAACGAUGGAGACACGAAUAUCUUACUGCUAUCCGAGAGCAACAUCGUACAUCAGGGCGGAACAAACAAUCCAUAGUGGUAGGCGACGUUGUACAAGUUCAUGAUGAAGUUCCACGUGCACAAUGGAAGUUGGCAGUCAUAGAAGAACUCGUGCCCGGUAGAGAUGGACUGGUUCGGUCAGCAAAAAUUAGAACAGACAAUGGUACUACUAAUAGACCAAUAGUAAAACUCUACCCUUUGGAAGUUACAGAACUGUAG